AAACGCACAUUUUUCUUCGUGAAAAUGAACUUUUAUCAGCAAAGGGCCGUUGAUAUCUCCACUGAAGGUCAUAAUCUUCUUCUGUUAGGUAGAGCUGGAACUGGAAAAUCUUUUGUGUUAAAAGAAAUUGUCAAACGCCUUCGGAAUAAGGGAAAAACAGUGCAAAUUACAUGUUCAACAGGCAUAGCAUGUUGUGUAUACGAUGAGAAUGCAUGUACCAUCCAUCAGUUUACCGGAAUUUCUGACGGGCGUCAUGGGCCAGGGGAAAUUGUAGACGUUGUAAAGAAUAACAGGAAAUAUGAGUAUGUGCUUGACAACAUUUCAAAAGUUGAUACUGUUAUUCUAGAUGAAUGUUCAAUGAUAAGUCAAAAGUUAUUUGACACAAUCAACAAUGUAUGCAAGAUCAAAGAUCCUAAACGUCCUUUUGGUGGAAUUCAAAUGAUUUUUUGCGGUGACUUCUUGCAAUUGCCUCCUGUAGAAAAUUUACCUUAUGGUGACAGUGGCCGGUACUGUUUUGAAUCAAAUGAUUUCAGUACCUGUUUUCCACACAGAGUAGUAUUAGAAGAAAAUAUGAGACAGUCUGAAAGUAAGCUUAUGCAAACAAUCAAUGGAGUGUUUGAUGGCCAUGUUUCUCCAGAUAUGGAAAAUUUUAUUGCAAAAUUGAACAGGCCACUAGAUAAUCUGACAUCACAUACAGUAAAGUUGUUUGCCAGGAACGACUUAGUUGAUGAUUAUAAUAGACAGUGUCUUUUAGAAUUUCCUGGCAGUAUGUAUGAGUAUAAAUCUGAAGACAGUGGCAAUGCAUCAGACUUAUCCAAAAUCUCUGUACCAAGCAUUCUGUGGCUUAAGAUAGGAUGCCCAGUUAUAUUAAUGCGUAACCUAUCAAAUCAACUGGUAAAUGGACUUCAAGGGUUUGUCAAAGAUAUUCUGGAAGGAUCAGGACCAGUAAUAGAAUUCCCCAGCAUCAACAUUACAAGAACAAUACCAAAAAUAAGUUUUACAGUGUACAGUCCAAGACUGAAUAGAGACCUAGCUACACGACAGCAGUACCCAUUGAAACCUGCCUUUGGUCUAACUAUACAUAAAGCUCAAGGCAUGACACUUGAGAG
Molecule: messenger RNA, 1109 nt
Organism: Ruditapes philippinarum (Manila clam)
Lineage: Eukaryota; Metazoa; Mollusca; Bivalvia; Venerida; Veneridae
Product: ATP-dependent DNA helicase PIF1-like
Exons: 2
Biological process (GO): telomere maintenance; DNA repair
Molecular function (GO): DNA helicase activity
Source: RefSeq, a predicted model, not a curated record